This is a messenger RNA of Leishmania braziliensis MHOM/BR/75/M2904, 678 nucleotides long. RefSeq lists its product as hypothetical. Gene Ontology annotation, cellular component: ESCRT III complex; cytoplasmic side of plasma membrane; multivesicular body. The transcript has a single exon. Gene Ontology annotation, biological process: vesicle budding from membrane; late endosome to vacuole transport via multivesicular body sorting pathway. Bases 1 to 678 code for a protein of 225 amino acids. NCBI's taxonomy places the organism in Eukaryota, Euglenozoa, Kinetoplastea, Trypanosomatida, Trypanosomatidae. The record is from RefSeq and is a predicted model, not a curated record.
AUGUUCAAUCGUCUCUUUGGUAAGGAGAAGCAGGUGCAGCCGAGCCGCGGAAAUCUCGGCGGCGAUAAGAACACCGCGAAGACGAUGGAAGACAUGGACGCGGCCAUUGAGCUCCUGGAGAAGCGUGAGGCAGCUCUGGAAAAACGUAUAGAGGGCGAACUGACCAAGGCGAAGCAGCUGUAUGCCAAGAAGAACACCCAGGGCGCCCUGCAGUGCAUGAAGCGGAAGAAGAUGUACGAAGAGCAGCUGGUGAACAUCGGUGCACAGAAGCAGAACUUAGAGACGCUCAAGUUCACAGUGCAGAAUCAAAGUAUGAACCACGAGGUGCUGCGGGCACAGAUUCGCGCCAAGGAGGAACUGAAGCGUUCCAACAAGAAGAUGAACGCCGACAAGAUCGAGGACAAUAUGGAUGACUUGAUGGAGGAGAUGGACAAGGCGAACCAGGUGAGCGAGGCUCUCCGCCAGCCGUUAGACACCAACCUCGUUGACGAGGAUGAGCUAAUGAAUGAGCUGGAGAUGGAGCUGGACGGGAUGAACCUCGGGGAGGCCCCAGCGGUCGACACGAAGCUGCCCGAGAUGCCCGCUGUGCCCAGUCAGAAGCUCCCGGCGAAGCCUGUUAAAACCAAGACGCAGGAGGAUGAGGACGCCCUUGCGGCUCUCGAGGCAGAGCUCGCCUAA